GGAAAUUAGCCCUUGAUUAUCCAAGCCGACCAAUCAUCUUGUUGGCUGUUCCGUUCAACUCCCUCGCAAUUUUGAUCCUGUUAAAUGGCGUUUGGGAAAGUCAAGGAAGGAAUGCCUUUAUGAAGAAUGAACUCCCAGCCACCAAGUGGUCAGCCAGGGCCGGCCCCUGUGGCGCCAACUGCAACAUCCACACCAGCACCAGCAACCACAGCAACAUCAGUUCCAACCACACCAACAUUAAUCACACCAAUGCCAACUUUACCAACAACAAUGGCUACCAUACCAACACCAAUGCCCACUUUAACGAAAGAAACCAGUCAACCUCCUGCCAAGAAGAUGAAGCUUGGCACACCACCAUCAGUUGUUCAUGAAUCUGCAGCUAGCAUUUCUUGCCCGGCAUCUAAGGUCUUGACCAAUCAGACGUCAUCAGUAUUGACCAAUCAGACACCACCAAUUGCGACCAAUCAGAUGUCAUCAUUUCCUCCAGGUACCAUCAGCCUGACUAUCACCAAUGGUGUUAUCAACCUGAACGCACCACCAGGUGGUGUUGCGGGAAAGGCGUCCAGUGUCCCCCCAGGUCUGCGGGGUGCCCAGUCCACAGUCCUAGCAGGGGUAGCAGGAAGUCUGGUGAAGGGUCCGAGAUCUCGCAUGCCCUUAAAGGGCCACUCUCAGCAAGCAGGAGGGAUGUUAGCUACCAGUAUGCCCUUAAAGGGACACCCACAGCAAGCAGGAGGGAUGUUAGCUACAAGUAUGCCCUUAAAGGGACACCCACAGCAAGCAGGAGGGAUGUUAGCUACAAGUAUGCCCUUAAAGGGACACCCCCAACAAGCAUCCAGCUCACCCAACACCAUGGUAACAAGUCACACACAGCUCAAGAUUCCCAACCCUUCUACAUUCCCCAUGCGAGGCCCCACUCCCAUUCUUUCCCCCAGCCAGGCCCUGCCCCCGGGGGCCACCUUGACCGUGACUCUUCCUGCUCGCACAUCUGUGCCCCUACAGACAGUGGCUACAAUAGGGCAGCCCAUCAUGACCGCAGGAAUGACCGUCAAGGCACUCGCUCAGGAUGGCACCAGUCACUCGGCCCCUGGUCAUUCCAUUCCGUUACAGCACAUGUCAGCUCUUCCUCGACAACCCGGUGCAGCUCGUCCUCAACAUCAGGUUACGUUACAUCCACUGACACUGUUACCACGACAACCUCUGCACCCACAAAGACAGCAGCUAUUGCAACGCCCGACCCGAUUUGCCCAACAGCCGAUAAACCUGCAGAACGCUCGACUGCCAGCCACCCAUCCCAGCUUGCGUCCAGUGUCUGCACCACAGCUUACCUUCCAGAUUGCACCUGGAUCAUCUCAGGCAGCACAAAGUCUCGGUCCAGGUCAACAGCUACUGCAACAAAGGCCACAGUUACUUGCUCAGGCUCGUCCACAGCUGGUGAUUCAGACAGCUCGGCCUCUGGUGCCAAGCACCCAGGUGACCAGCCCCAUGCUGCACUCUCCUCUCCUUCUGAAGGAUCCCAUGCAGCAAGCAAUGGUUCACACACCCAUCAUCCUGAAGGACCCACCUCCAUACCCAGGGGUGAAGGCGGACGGCAUCACACAGAUGGUGCUGCAGGCCCAGCAGGGCAUGUCAGGCGGGGUCAUCAUGACCUCGGAUCCCAACAUCCGACCCCAAAAUGUCAUCGUGCCACCCCCUGUUCCGUCUUCCUUAGAAGCAGAAAGUGCUGGAAAGCCUGCACCAACAGCAGUUAUUGCACCAACUACGGAUGUAGUUCAUGGGGAUGCAAGAACAGCCAUGGAUGCCAGCGAGACAAAGAAUGACGGAAGAGAUGCUACUGGAGCACAGAGAGGUCCCGAGGCACAUGGAGCAACUGAGGCACGCAAGGGUCCCGAGACAGCUGGGGAAGAGAACAAGACAAAGGAAGCAGGCAGCCAGCCAAAGAAUCAGGUCAACGAACAGAAUCAGUCCAAUGUUAAGAAUCAGUCCGGUGAACUGAAUCAGUCUGGUGUCCAGAGUCAGUCCAAUGACCAGGGUCGGGCUGAAGCAGCUAAGGGGAACUCUGGGAGGCAGAAUCGAGAUGAUGCAGCAACAGAGGAACCUGCUGACCCGAUGGAUGCCAUGGUGUGGGAGGAUGGAGUGGCUACACUGCCUGGCAGCGACUUCAAGUUUAAGAUAAACGAGUUUGGUGCUAUGGAGUUAAUCACAGACGAUGGUGCUGACAUCGAGAGUGCAAGAAACUCAGCAGCCAUUACCAACAACAACCAUUUGUCCGCAGCCCCUGUAGAUGGGCAGCAGCAGCAGCAGCAGCAGCAGAGUGAUCCUCGACCUGACACCACCAAGCCCUGUGACACCACCAUGGCCUGUGUGGACACUACAGCCACAGUAGUGAAGGUGGAACCAGGGACGGAAACAGGAAGUGAAGUGGUUGCUGUGAAGGAGCGUGUGGGUCCAGGACGACCAAGGUUGUUGAUGGGGAUGAAGAAAAAGAAACGCAAAUUAAUGAUGGGAGAUGAUGGUCGGCCAAAACUAAAAAUCAGCAUUCCUGGAAAUGAAGAAGAUGGUUUGAGUAAACUUCCCACCGCGCCAGGUCGCAAGUCACGGACAUUUUCCUGGACCCAGUAUCUCGAGGAGGAGAACGCAGUGGAGGCACCUUCCAAAUUUUUCAAAAAUCCAUUCCCAGCCAGCCAGAAGCCUGGGUUCAAGGUUGGGAUGAAGCUGGAAGGCAUCGACCCCCGCCACCAGUCUCUCUACUGCGUGUUGUCAGUAGCAGAGCUGCAGGGACAUCGCAUACGGCUACACUUUGAUGGCUACUCGGAGUGCUACGACUUCUGGGCCAUGGCUGACUGCGCCUUCCUCUUCCACGCAGGCUGGUGUGAGAAGAACGGCAAAACUCUCCAGCCCCCCAAAAAUUAUGCACCAGAAGGGUUUUCCUGGAACACCUAUCUGAAGAUGUCGAGGGCACCAGCGGCACCCAAGUCCCUCUUCAUCAACCUGCCUACAACAAUGGUGACCCCUACAGCAUUCCGAGUGGGCAUGAAACUGGAGGCAGUGGACAAGAAAAACGUCAACCUAAUCUGUGUUGCCACGGUGACGGACACGUUAGGGGAGAAAGUGCUGAUCCACUUCGACGGCUGGGAGGAUAGCUAUGAUUACUGGUGUGACAUCACAUCCCCCUUCAUACACCCUGUCGGCUGGUGUCAAGAGAACGCUCGGGCUCUCUCUCCUCCAUUUGACACGAAGGAUAUAGAGAAGUUCACCUGGGAGGACUACCUGCAACAGACCAAGUCUUCUGCCGUCCCGGCAAGAGCUUUCAAACCACGCCCCCAGGUGGGGUUUGACCCCGGCAUGAAGGUCGAAGUAGUGGACCGUCGCAAUCCAAGACUGAUGCGUGUGGCUACUAUAGCUGAGGCAGAAAACUACCAGGUGAGGAUCCAUUUCGAUGGCUGGUCCGACGUCUACGACUACUACCUGGAAGAUGAUAGCUUGGAGAUCCGCCCGGUCGGUUGGUGCCGCAAGACAGGACAUGUCCUCGAACACCCUCUCAGUCCAUCGGAGCUAGCGUCCUCCCCCAGUCAAGGUGGGUGUCCCACCCCCGGGUGCAGGGGUGUCGGCCACAUAAAGGGGGCCAAGUAUGUCGGCCAUCACAGUGCAUUCGGCUGCCCGUAUUCUACGAUGAACAUGAACAAGGAGACAACACUGCAAGACCGCCUCGGCUCCACCCGGUCCGAGGAUUCUCUCCCCACCCCGUUGUCAGCUCGCAGCAAGCUGGACUACCCCUCAUCACCGGAGGCCAAGAGAUGUCCCACCCCAGGCUGUGAUGGGUCGGGUCACAUCACGGGCAAGUUUACCGCUCAUCAUAAGUUGUCUGGCUGUCCUCUGGCAGAGAAAAACCUUCUCAAGUUCAAACAGAAAGAAGACAGUCCUCCAAAGCCAUAUUUUGGUGCCAAACGAGGCCGAAAAAGACACAAGUUCCUGAGGUUUGGUGAGCGUGUAGAACGACCGUUCCGUGUCAAGGAAGAGAUCAGGGAAGACACUGAGGCUGUUCACCAGGAGAUCCACCAGUCGGUCUUCAUGUCGGCCAUGGCUCCCAACCCUGCCCGUGACCUCCCUCUGUGCUGGGAGCAGCACUCUAAGCUGUUGCCUGGUGUGGACAAGAUCAGGGCGGGCACCGUGUCCAAGUGGACCAUCACGGAGGUGGCUGACUUUGUGCAGACUCUACCAGGAUGUGAGGAACAGGGCAAGGUCUUUCAGGAGGAGCAAAUUGAUGGAGAAGCAUUCCUUCUCUUGAAUCAAACUGAUAUUGUGAAGAUCAUGAACAUAAAGCUUGGUCCUGCUCUCAAGAUCUUCAACAGCAUACUCAUGUUCAAAAGUGCCAAUGAAGCGUGAUGCAGACGGGCAUAGGACAAGCAUCAUGCUGGGUUACCCAACACAUAGUGUAGCAUAAUAAGCAGGAUGGAUGUUGUCGUAGUCCCGUAGAGGUCAAGGUCAGCUGCUGGCUGUAGAUGUAGUUCACUGUGUAAAACACAGAAUAGGGCGUGUGACACACAUAAUGUGCGACAUACGUAAUGUGCGACAUACAUAAUGUGAGACAUACGUAAUGUGCGACGCACGUAAUGUGCGACACACGUAAUGUGAGACAUACGUAAUGUGCGACACACGUAAUGUGAGACAUACGUAAUGUGCGACACACAUAAUGUGAGACAUACGUAAUGUGAGACAUACGUAAUGUGAGACACACGUAAUGUGCGACACACGUAAUGUGAGACAUACGUAAUGUGCGACACACGUAAUGUGCGACACACGAAAUGUGAGACAUACGUAAUGUGCGACGCACGAGUGAGCACCAUGUUGUAAUGUGUGAAGAGUGUUGUAAUGUACAAGACAUGGUCGGGUGAAUACAGGAAAUGCCUUUGUGUUUGAGAUACGUGGAAUUGAGUUUUAUCAGUGACACGUGCCAUGGUCUGGCAUCAGCCACAGAAGACUCGGGAUGGCAUAAGUGUAAUGUGACAGUCGGCAGCUGUGAAGAUCUGUAUGUGUGUUAACUGACAUCUCUCUGUAUGACGGAGUGUGAGUGACUGAAACUGCUUUGUGUCAGUGAUAAUCUGAGGUCAUGAUGGGGUCUUUGCAACAUUGUGUAAACUGGCAGCAUGACUUCAAGUGAUAACUCCAUGCAUAAUGAGUGAAGGUGAUGACUUGGUGCUGUCUGAGACAUAAUACAGGAACCAUACUCACGCUGUGUUGGAGAGUACAAGUGAUAGAACCAGUUCUUGUGUGAUGUCUACUGGUGAUACAGGUGAUAGUUUAUGCAUUCUUGUUCUCAUAGAGUCUGGAGAUACUGUUACAGCUUGUUGUUUGGUUGCACUGCAUGUGUAAGUAAAAUGUGAAUGCAUGUUGAUGGAGGUUACAGCAAAAUGUGCACCUUAUUUCCUUAUUUCUUUGCACUUCUCACUGACCUCUGGUCGUAGUGCAGACCUUAACUAGGACGAGUAUAAAAUGCUCAGAAAAUGUAAUUCUAGCCUUUGUGGAUGACAUUGCAACAGUUGGCUGACCCCUAGAGGUGACCUUGCUACAGUGGGCUGACCCUUGAGGUGACAUUGCUACAGUUGGCUGACCCCUAGAGGUGGGUUGACCCCUGGAGGUGACAUUACUACAGUUGGCUGACCCCUGGAGGUGACCUUGCUACAGUGGGCUGACCCUUGAGGUGACAUUGCUACAGUGGGCUGACCCCUAGUGGUGACACUAGCAGUGAUCGUACUACCUAGCUAAUCUCUAGAAUGGUACAGAAUGUACACUUCACAAGGUAACCAGUGUACCUUUGACUGAUCUGUAGUGGUCAUAGGCUUACCACCAGAGGGGUGACCUUCUUGUCUGAGAUACACCUCUAGAGGUGCCCUUGGUGCCUGAGUGCUAGUAGGGGUGACUUUGGUACCUGAGCUUGCUUGAUAAGAUGACCUUGGUACCUGAGUGCUUGUCGAGGUGACCUCAGUACCUGAGAGCUUGUAGAAGUGACCUCGGUACCUGAGUGCUUGUAGAGGUGCCCUCGGUACCUGAGUGCUUGUAGAGGUGCCCUCGGUACCUGAGUGCUUGUAGAGGUGAUAUCGGUACCUAAGAGCUUGUAGGGGUGACCUCGGUACUUGAGUGCUCGUAGAGGUGACCUAGGUACCUGAGUGCUUGUAGAGGUGACCUCGGUACCUGAGUGCUUGUAGAGGUGCCCUCGGUACCUGAGUGCUUGUAGAGGUGAUCUCGGUACCUAAGAGCUUGUAGAGGUGACCUCGGUACCUGAGUGCUUGUAGAGGUGACCUUGGUACCUGAGUGCUUGUCAAGGUGACCUUGGUACCUGAGCUUGUAGAGGUGACCUUGGUACCUGAGUGCUUGUAGAGGUGACCUUGGUACCUGAGUGCUUGUAGAGGUGACCUCGGUACCUUAGCGCAUUUAGAGGUGACUUUGGUACCUCAGCUUGCUUGUCGAGGUGACCUUGGUACCUGAUUGCCUGUAGAGGUGACCUCGGUACCUCAGCUUGCAUGUAGAGAUGACCUCGGUACCUGAGCUUGUAGAGAUGACCUUGGUACCUGAUUGCCUGUAGAGGUGACCUCGGUACCUGAGCUUGCAUGUAGAGAUGACCUUGGUACCUGAGUGCUUGUAGAGGUGACCUUGGUACCUGAGCUUGCUUGUCGAGGUGACCUUGGUACCUGAGUGCUUGUCGAGGUGACCUUGGUACCUGAGCGCUUGUAGAGAUGACCUUGGUACCUGAUUGCCUGUAGAGGUGACCUCGGUACCUGAGCUUGCAUGUAGAGAUGACCUUGGUACCCGAGCUUGUAGAGGUGACCUUGGUUCCCGAGCUUGUAGAGGUGACCUUGGUACCCGAGCUUGUAGAGGUGACCUUGGUACCCGAGCUUGUAGAGGUGACCUUGGUACCUGAGUGCUUGUAGAGGUGAUCUUGGUACCUGAGUGCUUGUAGAGGUGACAUAGGUACCUGAGCUUAGUUGCAGAGGUGACUUUGGUACAUGGUAUAACCCCUAGAAGCAACCUUUGAACAAGAGGCUUUAUAUGUUGAGUAAUUCCUAGUGCCUUCAUAAGAGGCAAUCUGUGACCUGGCAGGAUCAUUAUGGUGGACAGCUCCGGUGGCUGUGUAGAGGGUGGUCUGUUGAUUGUUUCUAUAGCCCAGUGGGACUUUGUACUACUAUUGUUUCUAUUAUUAUUGUUAUUGCCUUACUGGUAUCUGCUGACAGCUAACAGUGCUCAAAUCUGGGGAUAUGUUAUUGAGGGUACACUAGAUGCUAGUGAUAUGGGAGAGACUAGAUGCCAGUGAGAUUGGUAAAUGCUAGCAUUAUGGGUGGGGAACACACACUAGUGAUAUGCAAGGAGUACACACACUAGUGAUUAGGGUGGGAUACGCAUGUGUAAUGAUGGUAGGAUUCAAAAGAUGUUUAAUGAUAUUAGUGCAGUACACAGGCGUGAUAUGUUUAAGGGGGACACACAUUUGUGAUAUCGGUGGGGUACAAACGUGUAGUGUCUGUGGGAUCCAAAAGAUGCUAUUGAUAUUAGUGGGGUACACAAACUCCUGAUAUUGUUUGAGGGAUACAUACACUAGUGAUAUGGGAGGGGUAAACUAGAUGCUAGUGAUAUGGGUGGGUUUCACAAGAUGCCGUUUAUGUGGGAGGGGUACACACUUGUGAUGUGGGUGGGUACAUCGAUGGGAGUUGAUGCAUUGGGUGUUGCACACCAGAAGGACAUGGGUAUCUAUGGAGAGGGAUGGGUCUUGUGGGUGAUGCUUUGUUAGGUCUUACUGAAGAUGUUUCUUGAGGGUGAAAAAACUUGUAUUCAACACAUUCAUCUUUGUCUCAAAUAAAAGAUUUUUAUUCACCA
Molecule: messenger RNA, 7863 nt
Organism: Haliotis rufescens (red abalone)
Lineage: Eukaryota; Metazoa; Mollusca; Gastropoda; Lepetellida; Haliotidae
Product: lethal(3)malignant brain tumor-like protein 3
Exons: 19
Coding region: 127-4383 (1418 amino acids)
Biological process (GO): regulation of DNA-templated transcription
Cellular component (GO): nucleus
Molecular function (GO): zinc ion binding; protein binding
Source: RefSeq, a predicted model, not a curated record